This is a messenger RNA of Erpetoichthys calabaricus (reedfish), 2227 nucleotides long. RefSeq names its product POU class 4 homeobox 2 (gene pou4f2). NCBI's taxonomy places the organism in Eukaryota, Metazoa, Chordata, Cladistia, Polypteriformes, Polypteridae. Gene Ontology annotation, molecular function: RNA polymerase II cis-regulatory region sequence-specific DNA binding; DNA-binding transcription factor activity, RNA polymerase II-specific. Bases 687 to 1871 code for a protein of 394 amino acids. The record is from RefSeq and is a predicted model, not a curated record. The transcript is spliced from 2 exons. Gene Ontology annotation, biological process: regulation of transcription by RNA polymerase II.
AGUGAGAGAGGAGUCGAGCAGAGCUUCACCUCAUAGAAGAGCAGCGCGAGUCCCCGCAGCAGUCAAUAGAGGCGUCUAGUCCAGAGACCGAAACUGCACAUUUCUUUCGGUUUUCAUUGCACGUAUGUCGUUGUUAUUAUUAAUAAUACGUGAUAAUUACGGAUAUUAAAACGAGUGUAAUACUUAUUUAAAGGAAGAUUUUGGAGUUUCGUAAAGAGACACAGAGAGAGAGGGGAAGAGAUGUCCUGUUAAAACGAUUCUUCAGAAUCAGAGCAGCGAAGACCAAAACACCGGAGAAAAGAAUUAAUAAAAAAGACAAAACAGAGAGCGACACCGAAAGCAUUUCGAAGAGAAAAAAAAAAGUGUCACCUCCUGUGAAGGUAUACACUCCACGGCACCGAGGGUUUUGCUCCUUUCUCUUCCUGGCAGAGCCAUAAGGCGGGGCGCUAUACGGCGGCUCUUAGCUGCAGAAGGGGCAACGGGGGAAGCCGUGCUAAAAUAGAGACCACAUUUGCCCCCACCCCUCUCUCUCUCUCUCGUUUUUUUUUUUAUUUUUUAAAUUUUUUUUUUUACUCGGCGGUAUUUAUUAAAGUGUGUCCCGAGACUUGAACGAGUUGUUCUUAUCGAAGAGGCGGAGACAUAACUUAUUAGGAGGCACAUCGCCUCAACUCUUGUCGCCUGCAAACAUGAUGAUGAUGUCUUUGAACAGCAAGCAAGCUUUCAGCAUGCCUCACGCCAGCCUGUCCGAGCCCAAGUACUCCAGUUUGCACUCCUCGACCCCAACGUUGACUUCCAGCGCCCCGUCUUCGUGCUCCUCCGCGUCCAGGAACAGCAUCAGCAUCAGCAUCAGUAGCAGCGGCAGCAACAACAACUCUGGCGGCUCCGGCAGCUCGGAGGGGAUGCGCCGAGCCUGUCUCCCAACCCCACCGAGCAAUAUAUUCGGCGGCUUGGAUGAGAGUUUGCUGGCCCGCGCUGAAGCUCUGGCGGCUGUGGAUAUAGUCUCUCAGACCAAGAGCCACCCUCAUCCUCCUCAUCACAGCCCCUUUAAGCCGGACGCUACCUACCACACCAUGAACACUAUCCCGUGUACUUCUGCCGCUUCGUCUUCCUCCUCCGUGCCAAUAUCUCAUCCUUCUGCCCUGGCAGCACCUCACCAUCACCACCACCACCAUCACCAUCAUCACCCUCAGCCACACCAAGCUCUGGAGGGGGACCUUCUGGACCACAUUACCCCAGGGCUAGCGCUGGGGGCCAUGGCCGGGCCAGAUGGAUCUGUUGUCUCCACACCGGCUCACCCGGCGCACAUGGCAGGUAUGAACCCCAUGCACCAGGCAGCCCUCAAUAUGGCUCAUGCCCACGGACUGCCUUCGCACAUGGGCUGCAUGAGCGACGUGGACGCCGAUCCCAGGGACUUGGAAGCGUUCGCCGAGAGGUUCAAGCAGAGGAGGAUCAAGCUUGGGGUGACCCAGGCGGAUGUAGGGUCAGCCUUGGCUAACUUGAAGAUCCCGGGAGUGGGUUCCCUCAGUCAAAGCACCAUCUGCCGAUUUGAGUCCCUCACGUUGUCGCACAACAACAUGAUCGCCCUCAAACCCAUCUUACAAGCCUGGCUGGAAGAGGCGGAGAAAUCACACAGGGAAAAACUCAACAAGCCGGAGCUCUUCAACGGAGCCGAAAAGAAAAGGAAGCGCACCUCCAUAGCGGCCCCAGAGAAAAGAUCCCUGGAAGCUUAUUUCGCCAUCCAGCCUCGUCCUUCAUCGGAGAAAAUCGCGGCCAUAGCAGAAAAACUGGACCUGAAAAAAAACGUGGUCCGUGUUUGGUUUUGUAAUCAGCGGCAAAAACAAAAGAGAAUGAAGUAUUCUGCAUGCGUGUGACGUUUUACAAAAACAGCGGGAAAAAAAAAACCUGCCAAGAGACAGACAGGCGACAUGCGACAUUUGUAAAAUAAUUCUGAUCUCAUGUACUUUACUUUCAUGUUCGUCUGAGACCUGGACUUGUAAAAAAGCGAAUUUUUGUUUGUAUCCAAAGUGAGUAAAAAAAAAGCACUCAAAAAGGAAAAAAAAAAAAACAAAACACUGAAAGAAUUCCAGAAAAAAAGAAAAAAAAAAAUCGAAUACACACGUUGAACCCUUAAAGGACGUGGAGUCGUUUUUAAAGGAUUAAAUUGUCAGAGCAAGUAAGACUAUUAGUUUCUUUCCCUUAUGCUUCCUCCUUUCUUUUUCCUUAUGAA